Ceraceosorus bombacis is the source of this 2077-nucleotide messenger RNA. The record is from the annotation of a GenBank genome assembly. Lineage: Eukaryota; Fungi; Basidiomycota; Exobasidiomycetes; Ceraceosorales; Ceraceosoraceae.
AUGUCGAUCAACAAGAUUCUCGCUCGUCAAGUAAGUAGGCCAUGAGCGCGGAUUUUCGCCGCUUAGCCUCAGGAGAGACUCUUAGCCCUUCUUUUUCCCUGCAAUCACUCUACUCAGAUUUUCGACUCUCGUGGUAACCCAACCGUCGAAGUCGACUUGUGGACCGCAAAGGGCCACUACCGCGCUGCUGUCCCCUCUGGCGCUUCCACCGGUAUCCACGAGGCCCACGAGGCCCGGGAUGGCGGCAAGGACUACAUGGGCAAGGGUGCGUGUUGUACUCUUGUUUUCUGAUCAUGGCGAUGCAUUCCUUUCCUGCGACCGCUCGCCAUGUUUGACCGCUCAUUGAUUCUCUUGUCCUGCAGGUGUGCUCAAGGCUGUGGAGGCCGUCAACGGAGAGAUUGCCAAGGCGCUCAUCGACGCCAAGGUCUCCGUCACUGACCAAAAGGCCAUCGACGAUUUGCUCAUCAAGCUCGAUGGCACUCCUAACAAGGCUCGCCUCGGUGCUAACGCCAUCCUCGGUGUCUCCAUUGCUGCCGCUAAGGCCGGCGCAGGCGAGAAGGGCAUCCCCUUCUACGAGCACCUCGCUGGUCUGUCCAACGUCGGCAAGCCUUACAUUCUUCCUGCUCCGUGAGUGGUGCCGGUGCGUGACAGACAAAGACGUAGACUGACACCUCGAAACAACGCCUGCAGCGCCAUGAACGUCAUCAACGGCGGCUCUCACGCUGGCAACAACCUGUACGUGCUAGAACCUCUCUUUCCCUGGCGUGCGCCGAAUUUCCAUCUGACCCGCUUACCCUAUCCGCUCACAGCGCUUUCCAAGAGUUCAUGAUCGUUCCCACCGGCGCGCAGACUUUCACGGAGGGUAAGUCUGCAUAUCUGCCGCUCGAGUACGCGCAGCAAGCCAGCUCACUUCGGAUGGGUGCUCUCGGCUGCAGCCAUGAAGGUCGGCUCUGAGGUGUACCACAACUUGAAGUCUGUGAUCAAGGCCAAGUACGGCCUUGACGCUACUCUCAUCGGUGACGAAGGAGGCUACGCUCCACCGGUCAAGUCCGCUGACGAGGCCCUCGAAUUGCUCGUCGAGGCCAUCAAAAAGGCCGGCUACGAGGGCAAGGUCCACAUCUCCCUCGAUGUUGCUUCUUCUGAAUUCUUCAAGGACGGCAAGUACGACCUCAACUUCAAGGACGAGAAGAACCCUAAGCUUGUGACUGGCCGUGAGCUGGCAGACAUCUACAUUGGCUACAUCAAGAAGUACCCCAUCGUAAGUGACCGAGGUGGAUGCGCGAGCCCCAAAGAUGACGACAAGCUUUUGCUUACUUGGCCAGCCGUGCGUUUGACUAGGCCUCCAUCGAGGACCCCUUCGACCAAGACGACUGGGAGUCUUGGAGCUACUUCCGCGCCAACUCGGGCAUCACCGUCAUUGGCGACGAUCUCACAGGUGCGAGCUGUUCAAAGUCACCUUUCCGCUUGCUCUUAAUGACCGAGAUUUUGCGCCUCUGCCAGUCACCAACCCUCUCCGCAUCAAGACCGCCAUCGAAAAGAAGUCUUGCAACGGUCUCUUGCUGAAGGUGAGUUGAACUCUAGGCAUCAAGGCUCCUGAGCCCAGACGCUGACUAGUCAUGGCCGGUGUGUAUCAGGUGAACCAAAUCGGCACCAUCUCCGAGUCCAUCCAAGCUGCACAGUUGUCCCAGUCCGACAACUGGGCCGUCAUGGUCUCCCACCGUUCCGGAGAGAGUGAGUUGACUUCAUGUCGUCUCGUGAGGCUAAAUUUCGUCUCUCACAUGCUUGACGCCCUCUUCGCAGCCGAGGACACCACCAUCGCCUCUCUCUCUGUCGGCCUCGGCGUCGGCAUCAUCAAGGCUGGUGCACCUUGCCGCAGCGAGCGUGUUGCCAAGUUUGUGAGUAAGGCAAAUGAAGUUCAAGAAGGUCAUAAUUGCUUCCACUGACCCCGCACGCCAUCUCAACUGCUCAGAACGAGCUGCUGCGCAUCGAGUCGCUCGAGCCUGAGGCUGUGUACGCCGGCAUCAACGGCUUCACCCAGGGUGACAAGGCACCCCAGGUCAUUGCCAACAAGAAGUGA